ACAAAACUAAAAUUUGACUAAAAUGGCAUAUUAUCAGCGUCGGGAGCUGGAGUUGCAGCAGUUUGAGGAGGAAGUGCGCACGGUUCGCAUUCUGAUAUUGGGCGAUCCAGGCGUGGGAAAGACAUCUUUGACUAACUUGUUGGCUAACAGCGAGAUCACGCCGACACGUUCCUCUAGAACCGUUGCCGACAGCGAGUGGACCGUCCAAGCGCGUCUGCACGAGUACCCCAGGGUGCACCUUCCACACACACCCGAGUGGAUGUCGACCUCAUCAUCGCACCGCUCAGCCCAAUCGCCACUCACUCCUGAAGAGCUAUAUUUCGUUGAGUUCUACGAUAAGAACGACUCAGUGACAUAUGGUCGAGUGGACAGGAAUCCCUUGUACAAGAACAUAGACGGAAUCAUCUUGGUGUAUAAUAUGCAAGACAUGCGGUCCCAUGACCACCUGCACGACUGGCUCUACGGGCCACUGCGCGAGAUAAGCGAAUGCCGCCAGAAUAAACGCAAGCGCAAGCGUAUGUUGAGCCGUCUCAAUGUGCCUAUCCUAGUCGUGGGCACCAUGUUGGAUAAGCUGCGCAAGCGCUCACUGCGUCGCUCUGGGAACAUUGCUUAUCAAUUGGGAUCAGAGGAGAUAUUCAUCAAUUGCCACGAUCAAAACUCAUUGUCUGAAAUGGGCCGCAAUUACGGAAAAGUGCGCAAUUUCUUGAACAGAGCCGUCGAAUUUAGGAAAUGAACUGAAUACUCUACUUAACCUCACAU
Messenger RNA from Drosophila persimilis, 759 nucleotides. RefSeq names its product rab-like protein 3. Lineage: Eukaryota; Metazoa; Arthropoda; Insecta; Diptera; Drosophilidae. Bases 23 to 733 code for a protein of 236 amino acids. Gene Ontology annotation, molecular function: GTPase activity. Gene Ontology annotation, biological process: intracellular protein transport. The record is from RefSeq and is a predicted model, not a curated record. Gene Ontology annotation, cellular component: endomembrane system. The transcript is spliced from 2 exons.